AUGAAACAGCCCAACAGGAAAAGGAAGCUUAGUAUGGAUUCCAGAGAGCAUUUGGAUCAGGACGGAUGCUUGGAUCAAGCUGAAGAAGAAAAGAAACCCCAGGAUGGUGCAACCUCUCUGAGCCACGUCCCGGCAGCAGCUACCCAGGAAGCGUGGUCUUGGGAGCGGUACUUGAGAGAACAGAAAGCCGUCGCAGCCCCCGUUGAAUUGUUUUCUAAGGAUCAGUCCUUUCCAGAGCAUGAAAAUGGUUUUCAGAUCGGAAUGCGAUUAGAGGGUGUUGAUCCCCGACAUCCGUCUGUAUUCUGCGUGCUUUCUGUAGCUGAGGUGUGUGGCUACCGUCUAAGACUUCAUUUUGAUGGUUAUUUAAGUUGCUAUGAUUUUUGGACCAAUGCAGGUUCCCCUGACAUUCAUCCUGUAGGCUGGUGUGAAAAGACCAAACAUGAAUUGCACAUCCCUAAGGGUUAUAGAAAAGAUAAAUUUGUUUGGAUGGAUUACUUGAAGGCCUGCAAAUUGCAAAAUGCUCCCAAGAAAUUAUUCAGAAACAGAAGUUCUAACGGGCCAGUGCCUAAGGAAUUUCAGGUUGGAAUGAAGCUGGAGGCCAUGGACAGGAAGAACCCUGCCUUGGUGUGUGUGGCGACCAUAGCCGAUAUUGUCGGAGACCGCGUACUGGUGCAUUUUGACAACUGGGAUGAUAGUUACGAUUACUGGUGUGAUGUUACCAGUCCUUAUGUGCAGCCGGUUGGUUGGUGUCAGGAGAAUGGAAGGACUCUGAUAGCGCCCCAAGGUUAUCCUGAUUCAGAAAAUUUUUCCUGGACAGAAUAUCUGGAAGCUACUCACACUAACGCAGUUCCUGCCGAAGUUUUUAAAAUGAGGUUGCGUCAUGGUUUUCAGCCAAAUAUGAAACUUGAAGUUGUGGAUAAAAGAAACCCCAGGUUAAUUCGAGUUGCUACAAUUACAGAUGUUGAUGACCAAAGAGUAAAGGUUCAUUUUGAUGGUUGGGACCAGAAGUAUGACUACUGGGUGGAGGCGGACAGCCCUGACAUCCACCCGGUCAGGUGGUGUGAUGUCACGGGGCAUCCCCUGGAGGUCCCACAUCGAGCAAAUGAUGUGAACAUCCUUCCAGGUCAAGCUGUGUGUCCUACUCCAGGGUGCCGAGGAAUAGGCCACAUCCGUGGUCCGCGUUACUCAGCUCAUCACAGUGCUUUCGGCUGCCCAUAUUCGGACAUGAACUUGAAAAAGGAAGCAACACUUCAUGACCGUCUGAGAGAACAAACACAGGCAAAUUUGGAAUCAGACUCUUCACAUUCCAAAUCAAAAAACAUCUGUAGUUUGAGCUUCAAUGGAAAACUUGGAAAGGUGAACAGUCAGCCCAGACUUGUACAGCAGGCAAAGUGUUUGAAAAUCAAAGGAAAAGAAGAUAUUGACUUGGAUAAUCUCUUCAGAGAACGCUCCGUGGGGCAGACACAGCGGGCGCUUCCCCAGUCGCUCUUCAUGUCCACGGUGUCAGUCCGCCCUUUCUGGGACCUUCCCCUCGGCAGGGAGCAGCACUGCAAGCUGCUUCCAGGUGUGGCUGACGUCCAAGCAAGCCAGGUGGCCCAGUGGACAGUGGAUGAGGUGGCCGAGUUUGUACAGUCUCUUCUGGGCUGUGAAGAGCAUGCCAAGUGCUUUAAAAAAGAGCAGAUUGAUGGCAAAGCCUUCCUGCUCCUGACGCAGACAGACAUCGUCAAAGUGAUGAAGAUCAAACUGGGUCCAGCCCUGAAGAUUUAUAAUUCCAUCCUGAUGUUCAGGAAUUCCCAGGACCUCACUGAAGAAGACGUCCUCUCAGGCCAAGAGGUCAGGGGCUGAGUGUGCUCCCAGAACUCCCGCUGCCAGCAGGACCUGCGCUCUUCCAGCAAUAAAUUGGAGCACAUUCGUUUGAUUUUAGUGUCCUCGUGGUCAUGUCCACGUUUCAUCUGGACCUUUUAAAUUGUCUGUGACUCAUGUGGUUAGAAGAUCUGGACGACUGAUCAAGUGCCAGUGACUCAGGACCUCAGCGAGCACCGGGGGCGGGUUUGGGUUGAUGAGUAUCUCGUUAUCUCUGGCGGGAUCCUUUCAGCUCUGAGUGUUUGCACCAGACAGACCAAAGAAACCCACACACGCACCUCUAUUCUUUCUCUUCACCACAAAAGAAAAACCAUUUUUCCAUUUAUAAGCGUAAAACUCUCAAGUGGUAAAAUACUAAGAAAAUGGUACUCAUGAAUACACGGUUAACAUGUCCACCAGAACAGUAUCGAGCUUGCCUCAGAUCUGCCGUCCGGGUGGUGUGAGUCUAAGAAAUAGAGGCCUGGUGCUUUUAAAAGAAAGACUUCAUGUGAGAUUUUUGUGUGCUUUACUCAGGAAAGUAUGAAUAUUUAAAAAAUAUGUAACAAUAAGCACACGUUUGCAGGGUUCAUUAAUUCUCCUUUCUGUCCCAUUAACUGUUCCUCCGUUGUGCCCCCAAGGUUUCCUGGAGCCCAUGCGAAGGAGGGUGCCCAGGAGUAUGGAAAGGACAGGUAGGGGGCAUUCCCCAAAGAUGGCCAGACCCUACUGAGGACCCUGGCAUUGGCAAGUGGCCCAGACACCCACCUAUGCAGAAAUCUUUCCCCCGUUCCCACUCUUAAAGGGGAGUGACCAGUGUCUCCUGAGGUCUGUGCGAAACUGUGUGAUAAGGAGCUAUGUUACCAACUGGGCCUUCCGCACAUCUUUACCGAGAAACAUCAUUAAAAGAAAAGAUUGCU
Otolemur garnettii (small-eared galago) is the source of this 2756-nucleotide messenger RNA. RefSeq names its product L3MBTL4, histone methyl-lysine binding protein (gene L3MBTL4). NCBI's taxonomy places the organism in Eukaryota, Metazoa, Chordata, Mammalia, Primates, Galagidae. Gene Ontology annotation, molecular function: protein binding; zinc ion binding. Gene Ontology annotation, cellular component: nucleus. The record is from RefSeq and is a predicted model, not a curated record. Gene Ontology annotation, biological process: regulation of DNA-templated transcription. The transcript has 18 exons. Bases 1 to 1845 code for a protein of 614 amino acids.